AGGCGCGCCAUGCGGGCCAAUGAGGAGGCAGGGGCGGUGAGCGGGAAGGGACCCCCGCAUCCACCGCGGCCCUGGGGACCUGGAAGGAAGCAGCGGGCCGGGGCCGGGGCGGAGGCCCGCUCCGGGCCAGCAGCCAGACUCAGCCCGUCGCAGGUCAGGCCCGGCCUCGGUUCUUGGGGCAGCAUGAAGUGUCUGGUCACGGGCGGCAACGUGAAAGUGUUCGGCAAGGCCAUCCACUCCCUGUCCCGUAUCGGGGACGAGCUCUACCUGGAGCCCCUGGAAGACGGGCUUUCUCUCCGGACGGUGAACUCCUCCCGCUCUGCCUAUGCCUGCUUCCUCUUUGCUCCACUCUUCUUCCAGCAGUACCAGGCGGCCACCCCUGGUCAGGAACCCCUGCGCUGUAAGAUCUUGCUGAAGUCGUUCCUGUCCGUCUUCCGCUCUCUGAUAAUGGUGGAGAAGACUGUAGAGAAAUGCUGCAUUUCUCUGAAUGGAAAGAAUAGUUACCUGGUGGUCCAGCUGCACUGCAGAUAUGGAGUGAGGAAGACUCACAACCUGUCCUUCCAGGACUGUGAAUCCCUGCAGGCUGUCUACAACCCAGCCCUGUGCCCCCAUGUGCUCCGGGCCCCAGCAAGGGUUCUGGGGGAGGCUGUUCUGCCCUUCCCUCCUGCACUGGCCGAAGUCACCCUGGGCAUUGGCCGUGGUCGCAGGGUCAUCCUGCGCAGCUACCAGGAGGAGGAGGCAGACAGCGCCAUCAAAGCCAUGGUGACUGAGAUGAGCAUUGGGGAGGAGGAUUUCCAGCAGUUGCAGGCUCAGGAAGGGGUAGCCAUCACUUUCUGCCUUAAAGAAUUCCGGGUAAGGUUCUGCCCCCCACCCCGCCGCCCCACACCACCCGGUCUGCUGUGCUGCACCCCUGGGCCUCACUGCUCUGCCCUCCCCUCCCAGGGGCUCCUGAGCUUUGCAGAGUCAGCAAACUUGCCUCUUAACAUUCACUUUGAUGCACCGGGCAGGCCAGCCAUCUUUGCUAUCACGGACUCUCUGCUGGAUGGCCACUUUGUCCUGGCCACACUCUCAGAGCCCGACCUGCCCUGCCAGGAGCUGCACGCCCCAGGAUUCUGCCAGCCAACGCCUCUGCUGCAGGCACUCAGCACACCCCACCUGGAUGACUUUGCCCAUGACGACAUUGACUCUUACAUGAUUGCCAUGGAAACCACUGCGGGCAGUGAGAGCUCACGGGUACCGCCCUGCAUUGCCCUCUUGCCGAGCCCCCGGCCUAAGUGUAGCCCCAGCCCCUGCUCUGAGGAUGAGGAUGAAGCUGAGCCCAGCACAGUGCCUGGGACUCCUCCACCCAAGAAGUUCCGCUCGCUGUUCUUUGGCUCCAUCCUGGCUACCGCACACUCCCCCCAGGGCCCCAGCCCUGUGCUGGCUGAGGACAGCGAAGGAGAAGGCUGAACUGAGAAACCCUAGUUUGUGUCCAGAGGCCCUCAAACAGAUGAGGCCAUAGCCUCCCUGCCCCCAGGCUGGACCUCUGCCCUGGUGGGUGGUGAAGGUUGGCUUUGCUGAGCUGAGGUGGUCCUCACCCUGGAUUGGCCAUGGUCCUUUCAUCCCCCUGCCCAGCCUCCAACUAAUCAUGUGUGCUGCCACCAGACAGCAGGUCCACACGGGGCCUCAGACCAAACUCCAACCAUGUCCCCAGGGCUGGCCACCUGACUCUCCUAAGCCCACCGCCCUAAGGAAAAAAAUCACUGUGGGGCUGCUGGCCCCUGUUGAUUCAC
This is a messenger RNA of Manis pentadactyla (Chinese pangolin), 1772 nucleotides long. It is a transcript of the gene RAD9A, whose product is annotated as RAD9 checkpoint clamp component A. The coding region runs from base 10 to 1449 and encodes 479 amino acids. The record is from RefSeq and is a predicted model, not a curated record. Gene Ontology annotation, cellular component: checkpoint clamp complex. Lineage: Eukaryota; Metazoa; Chordata; Mammalia; Pholidota; Manidae. Gene Ontology annotation, biological process: DNA replication checkpoint signaling; DNA repair; mitotic intra-S DNA damage checkpoint signaling. The transcript is spliced from 10 exons.